GACUGGUGACACCAUUAAUUUGACCACCAGUGUGUAUGUGUGUUAAUUAUAAUAUUAUAUUUCUUUAUUACCUAUUUUACAUCUUGCUGUAUGUGGUCUAUAUGAUUUGUGAUGUUUAUUUCUGCUUAGAUCCUUCUUACUAACUACUGCUUCUGAAACAACUCAAUGUUCUAAAUUCAUAUACUGUUAUAUAAAAUAAUCAAAUUAGGCAUUUUCUUUCUUUUUCAUAACAACAAACACAUGUCAUAAUAAACAGCAGAAACGUUAAGUAUUCUACAGAUUCAGUGGUAUUCUCUCUUUUUUUUUCUCCUCCCUCCCACCAGACAAUGUGGCCUGUGUGGUUCCCUCGGAGUGUAAGCGGAUUUGCGGAGUGAUGGUGGGCUGUUCAAAUAUAGCCUACCCCAAACUAGUAGUGGAGCUGAUGCCAGUCGAGCCCUCGGCCUGGAAAAAGCUGGGUCUCUGGUUGUGUGGCCUGUCCAACAGGCCCCAGCCAGAGAUGAGUGUGGAGAAGAGAGCAGAGCAGGAGAAGAAGCUCACCUGCAUUGAGGAGCAACCGUUCUGGAGAAACUUCUGCAACAUCAACGCUCUCCUGCUGCUCACUGUGAACGUGUUCCUCUGAGAUUACUUCUCAUGAGCAUCACUGAAGAGGUGUAGAUACUGUAUACACACACACACACACAUCACUGCAGAGAGAGGUGUAGAUACUGUAUCUAUACACACAUAUCCCUGCAGUGAGAGGUGUAGAUACUGUAUACACACACACACAUCCACACACACAUAUUCCUGCAGAGAGAGGUGUA
Messenger RNA from Polyodon spathula (Mississippi paddlefish), 800 nucleotides. RefSeq names its product sodium/glucose cotransporter 4-like. The coding region runs from base 374 to 619 and encodes 81 amino acids. Gene Ontology annotation, cellular component: plasma membrane. The transcript has 2 exons. The record is from RefSeq and is a predicted model, not a curated record. Gene Ontology annotation, molecular function: D-glucose:sodium symporter activity. Lineage: Eukaryota; Metazoa; Chordata; Actinopteri; Acipenseriformes; Polyodontidae.